AUGGGGGAGCGGGCGCCGGACCGGAGGAGGCUGUACCAGGUUUGGAAAGGAAGCAAUAAAUUCCUCUUUGGCGGGCGGCUGAUUUUCGGCCCGGACGCGGGCUCCCUCUUCCUAUCUACAGUCCUGAUAGCAUGCCCGUUGGCCGGCCUGUGCUUCCAGUGCGUCACCAAGCUCAGCUCCGGCAGCUCGGAGAGGCAACCGCUCGGCCUGCCGGUCCUCCUCUCCACCAUCCUUCUUGGGCUAUCGGAUCUGGCGUUCCUGUUCCUGACAUCGAGCAGGGACCCGGGGAUCGUGCCGAGGAACGCGCGCCCGCCGGAGCAGGCGGAGGGCGGCGGGGACGGGGACGGGGACGGCGACCCCGUCGCCGCCGCUGAUGACGACGUCGUCACGGCGUCGACCGAGUGGGUGAUGACGAGCGCCGCGAACCCGCACCUCCGGCUGCCGCGCACCAGGGACGUGGCCGUCGCAGGGGGCCACGUCGUCCGGGUGAAGUACUGCGACACGUGCCUCCUGUACCGGCCGCCGCGGGCGUCGCACUGCUCCAUCUGCAACAACUGCGUCCAGAAGUUCGACCACCACUGCCCCUGGGUCGGCCAGUGCAUCGGCCUGCGCAACUACCGCUUCUUCUUCCUCUUCAUCUCGACGUCCACGUUCCUGUGCCUCUACGUCUUCGUGCUGUCCUGGCUCAACAUCGCCGCGCAGAGGCCGCGACACGGCGGGUCGCUGCUGAGGUCCAUGACCGGCGAGCCGCUCUCCCUCGUGCUCAUCGUCUACACCUUCGUCGUCGCGUGGUUCGUCGGCGGCCUCACCGUCUUCCACAUCUACCUCAUGAGCACCAACCAGACGACGUACGAGAACUUCAGGUACCGGUACGACGAGAAGGAGAACCCGUACAACAGGGGCGUGCUGGCCAACGUGUCCGAGGUGUUCUGCACCGGGAUGCCGCCGUCGAUGAACAAUUUCCGGGCAUGGGUGGAGCUGCCGGCAUCGGCACCGCCGGAGGCGUUCGUCGAUGGCGGGCCGUUUACAUCCAGGAACAAGAUCGACCUGGAGAUGGGGUACAAGGGCGUAGUGCAAGUGCAACACCCUGCUGGUGUUCCAGCCAUCUUGCAGGGGCUGCAUUACGCGGAAAUGGAGAAGAACAGUGCCAGUUUCCACAUCAAGGACCGCCAAACUGCGGAGGCGCCGGACCCCUUCAUGAUCCCGGAGGAGCCGCCACACCCUGCAGCAGUAGGAGCUUCGUCUCCAACUGUGUUUGUACAUGACAACGGAGUCGAAUGA
Messenger RNA from Miscanthus lutarioriparius, 1281 nucleotides. The record is from the annotation of a GenBank genome assembly. NCBI's taxonomy places the organism in Eukaryota, Viridiplantae, Streptophyta, Magnoliopsida, Poales, Poaceae.